Boleophthalmus pectinirostris (great blue-spotted mudskipper) is the source of this 2026-nucleotide messenger RNA. Its product is annotated as cell surface glycoprotein 1-like. Lineage: Eukaryota; Metazoa; Chordata; Actinopteri; Gobiiformes; Gobiidae. The coding region runs from base 1 to 1893 and encodes 630 amino acids. The record is from RefSeq and is a predicted model, not a curated record. The transcript has a single exon.
AUGCAGACAAUUGAUAGUGAUUUACCAUCACCAAAAGAAAGUUUAGACAUUACCCUAGCAGAAGAAACCCCUGUCUUGGACGUUACUGAGUCUGAUGAACCACGUAGCCCAACAGCUGAGCGUGAGUUACCUUCAGAGGAGGGUCAAAUGAAGACCACUGAAACACUGAGUGAGACUGGAGUCUCCAAAACCAAAGAAAAGAAAAAGACAAAGAAACCCAAAAAGACAAGCAAAGACAAGGGUCGUGGGGAGGAGGAAGCGCCUUCUGACUUCCAAGAAGUAAAACCUGAUUCUACUGAACCACAGGGCGUGAUCAAAGAAACAGAGGAAAAAUUAGUUCCCUCUGAAGAACAAGACCUCAUAACUCCACCUCAGCCAGAAACAGUAUCAGUGCCAACAGAGCAGGUCCAAGAAAUUGAAAAAGACAAAGAAAUUCCACUAGAAAUGCCCAAAGACAGUGUUCAGAUUCAGCCCCAAGAGCCAACUGCUGGUGUGGUUUCUGAGAUUCAGCCAGCAGAACCUCAUGCAGAAACUGAUAGUGAUUUACCAUCCCCAAGAGACAUCGAUACAACUGCUCAAGCUGAGCCACAGGAGUUGAAAGAGAGUGAGCCUGAGGUCUCCAAAAAGGAUCCAAGUGCUGAGUUAAAGGCCACAGAUGUUGAGUCACAGUCAUCUGUCGUUGAUCUUGUGAAAGUAGCAGCGCAGGAAAUUACAAAAGGUGUGGAAACAAUAUUUACCACUGAUUAUUCCAAAACUGAAAAGUUGGAUGAGGAAGAGACAGCCGUUUCCGCGGAUCAGUCAAAAUCUCUACCAAAAGAAACAGAAUUAACAAACGAAUCAACGCAAAAUGUAAUUCAAAUUCAGCCCGAGAUGGAAUCAGUGACAGUACCACCGCAGGUGGUUCAACCAGCUGAGGAGGAAAAAGAAACCCCACUGGAAUCAAAGAAAGAUUCUGAUGAAAUUGAGCCACAACAGCCAACUUUGGAGGUUUGUGAGAUUCAACCAACAAAACCUCAAGCAGAAAUAACAAUUGAUAGUGAUGUACCAUCACCAAAAGACACUGAAACAAGUCUUAAAAUUAAACCAGAAGAACAGAAAUUGAUGGUAUGCGAAAAUAAAGAAACUCUACCUCUGCCAGAAGAUUCAGAAAUUACUCCAGUUAAACAAACCCCUGUCGUGGAUGUUACUGAGUCUGAUGAACCACGUAGCCCAACAGCUGAGCGUGAGUUACCUUCAGAGGAGGGUCAAAUGAAGACCACUGAAACACUGAGUGAGACUGGAGUCUCCAAAACCAAAGAAAAGAAAAAGACAAAGAAACCCAAAAAGACAAGCAAAGACAAGGGUCGUGGGGAGGAGGAAGCGCCUUCUGACUUCCAAGAAGUAAAACCUGAUUCUACUGAACCACAGGGUGUGAUCAAAGAAACAGAGGAAAAAUUUGUUCCCUCUGAAGAACAAGACCUCAUAACUCCACCUCAGCCAGAAACAGUAUCAGUGCCAACAGAGCAGGUCCAAGAAAUUGAAAAAGACAAAGAAAUUCCACUAGAAAUGCCCAAAGACAGUGUUCAGAUUCAGCCCCAAGAGCCAACUGCUGGUGUGGUUUCUGAGAUUCAGCCAACAGAACCUCAUGCAGAAAUUGAUAGUGAUUUACCAUCACCAAAAGAAAGUUUAGACAUUACCCUAGCAGAAGAAACCCCUGUCUUGGACGUUACUGAGUCUGAUGAACCACGUAGCCCAACAGCUGAGCGUGAGUUACCUUCAGAGGAGGGUCAAAUGAAGACCACUGAAACACUGAGUGAGACUGGAGUCUCCAAAACCAAAGAAAAGAAAAAGACAAAGAAACCCAAAAAGACAAGCAAAAGACAAGGGUCGUGGGGAGGAGGAAGCGCCUUCUGACUUCCAAGAAGUAAAACCUGAUUCUACUGAACCACAGGGUGUGAUCAAAGAAACAGAGGAAAAAUUAGUUCCCUCUGAAGAACAAGACCUCAUAACUCCACCUCAGCCAGAAACAGUAUCAGUGCCAACAGAG